AUGCAGUCUGGAAUUUCUGCCUCGCAGGAGCUGGUCUCCCAGUUCAACAAGCUUCUCUCUUCCGACGAGCACUUUGGAUUGCUGGUCACAAUUAAGUCCGAGCAGCUGCAGCCCCUGACUCUCCUUACUCCCCCUUCGCGCGACGCAUCUUUCGCAACCAACCUCAACACGCUUCUGGCCCCUCAUAUCAAGCAUAAUGAGGCUCUCUACAUCAUCCUCCGCCGCCACACCUCUACUCCGGCCCUGGUGGCCAUCACAUAUGUUCCUGACCCGGCCCCUGUGCGCCAGAAGAUGCUCUUCGCCUCCACUCGUCUGACUUUGGUGCGCGAGCUGGGCAGUGAACACUUCCGGGAGUCCAUCUUUGCGACGACCGCUGAGGAGCUAACCCCGGCUGGUUUCGAAAAGCACGAUGCUCAUACGGCUUUGGAGGCUCCGUUGACAGAGGAGGAAAGGACACUGGGUGCAGUCCGCCGGGCCGAACAGGAGGCUGGCAUGGGCACAGCCUCUCGGCCGUUGCAUCUUAGCUCUAACAUGACCACGACCAUUGCUGAUCCUGCGCUUGAUGCGCUCAAGGAGUUGGCGGCUGAGAAAAGAUCUCUCGUCAUGCUGAAAAUCAACCCUGACACCGAAGUUGUCGAGCUCGAGCCCGGUGUGACAGUCCCCUCUUCUAUCACUGAACUUGUUCAGGCCAUCUCACCAAUGGAUCCUCGCUUCGUCUUCUACCGGUAUACACACACAUACAACGGGGUUGAGUCGAGUCCGUUGCUGUUCAUCUACACAUGCCCGUCUAAUGCCAGCAGGAAGGCCAUCAGGUUUCGGAUGAUGUAUCCCCUGAUGAAGCGCUCAGUUCUAGAGAUCGCUGAGAAAGAAGGGUUAAAGUCAGAGAAGAAGUUCGAGGUGGAAGAUCCUAGCGAAAUUACUGAACAGUCCGUCCUUGACGAGCUGCAUCCGAAAGUUGAGGUGAAGAAGGGUUUUAGCAGGCCCAAGCGUCCUGGUCGGUGA
Thermochaetoides thermophila DSM 1495 is the source of this 1002-nucleotide messenger RNA. RefSeq names its product putative actin binding protein. Gene Ontology annotation, biological process: barbed-end actin filament capping; actin filament depolymerization. The coding region runs from base 1 to 1002 and encodes 333 amino acids. Gene Ontology annotation, cellular component: actin filament; cytoplasm. The transcript has 3 exons. The record is from RefSeq and is a predicted model, not a curated record. Gene Ontology annotation, molecular function: actin filament binding; actin monomer binding. NCBI's taxonomy places the organism in Eukaryota, Fungi, Ascomycota, Sordariomycetes, Sordariales, Chaetomiaceae.